This is a messenger RNA of Suillus subalutaceus, 1153 nucleotides long. RefSeq lists its product as uncharacterized. NCBI's taxonomy places the organism in Eukaryota, Fungi, Basidiomycota, Agaricomycetes, Boletales, Suillaceae. The record is from RefSeq and is a predicted model, not a curated record. The transcript has 14 exons. The coding region runs from base 263 to 1060 and encodes 265 amino acids.
CAGACGGGAACGGGUUAGUUUCUUCCGGUCUGCUUUACGUGUAUAAUCACACCCGUAUUAAUGACAUCUUAACUUAGAGUCUCAGAAGAAGCGUCUGUCUGAAAUGGUCAAGGCCGAUCCAAAGAGGUUAAGCCUGGUGCAGGCUGUCACAACGUCAACUAUAAAUCAGCCAGUGAACCGAUUCAUCACGAUAUCUUCGGCAGCACAUGGUCUCCAGUAUCCGGUCUUCAUGGGUUCCCAACUGAUUUAAGAUGGUGGACGGAUGUACGAUCUCACAACGGCCAGAAGUCUGCAAAUCUUCGUGUACUCAUACACGUCGAUGGCGACAUUCUGGAUCUAUGACUAUUUUUGUUCACUUCACGAAGAGUGGACAUUCCUACUUCGAUCGCGUUGGACCAAAGUAAAAGCCCUUUAUAUCACUGCACGAUAUGUGCCCUUUUUAAUCAUCAUCGUGAACCUAUAUCUGGCCGUGGCCCCGAACGAGAAUACCAAUAAAUGCUGGAUAUUGAUCGAUAUUAUCGCAUGCUUGAAUCUGAUAUCACUCACUUGCUCUGAAUGGUUUUUUGUCCUUAGAACGUAUGCGCUCUGGAACAGAAAUAGAAUUCUCCUCGUAGCCAUGCUGUCCGCCCUUUUUGCUAUCAUGGUAUCAUGCUUCAUCAUUAAUAGUUUUACUACUGUUGUGACCUCUUAUCGUUUGUGCUCUCACCUUCUCCCACUGCUAUUUGCACGUAUUCACUCCACUUUCAUAGUUGUGGCUAGCACGAUCCCAGGCUGUCACCGGGGCACCGGCAGUUUCUCAUUCUUUGUGCCGUUUAUUCUCAUGUUUGUAUUCCAACUGGUACUGGUGUCCCUCACACUCAUGUGUGUCAUACAGAGUUGGCGGUCGGCCCAGGGCCCUCUGUAUGCCAUCCUAGUGAAGCAUAACAUAUUCUACUAUGCAUGCGGCCUGCUUCUCUCGGCCGUGAACGUCCUUGUGCCACUGCUGCCGCUUUCUGAUUCCCUGUCCUACUUUAUCCCUGAAGAGUAUGCACCUCCAACUUCUGUUGCGAAUUCCUACUGACAAAACCCCCAAAACACACAUUUACAGUUUUGAGGUCUUUAUCCUUGCGAUCCUCGCUACACGCAUGCACCUCCAUCUCUGGCAUAUGAACAA